UUUUAAGGGCCAGAUCGGUGGUUAGAGUGGCUCACGAUCACGCACAAUCCACGGUCACACUAUCACGCAGCUACUGCUAGGCCAUGGCCGAGGCGAGCAAGCGCAUCGACCUCGCCGCGCCGCUGCUCUCCGUGCGACGCCACGGCGGGUUGGGCGGCACGUUGCGGUACGGCGAACGCGGUGACGAUGCCACGCCCGGAGGCGUGCCGUUCGGGUGGGAGCGCCGGCCCGGCCACCCCAAGGGCGUAUGCACGACCCAGAGCGCGCCACCGCUGCCCGGGCCGGACCAGGAGGCCGCGGUGCGGUUCUCGGACGCGCUCUCCCGGCCCGACAGCUGCUACACCGUGAGCUGCAGCGACGCGGCCGGCGCGACGGUGUCGGCGUCGGCGUCGGCGGCCCCGAGCCCCCGGGGCAGCGUCAUGAUGGACCGCUUCUUGCUGGCGGCCAAGGAGCAGUGCGUCUUCCGGAAGGCCGCUGCCGCUGCUGCCAAGACGCGUGCCAGCCACAGGUUGCCGGAGCGCCUCCCUGUCCAGCACCUGCCGGCGAGCCACGUGCAGCGUAGCCAUGUAAAGGACACGGACGACAACGGGGAGGAGGAGGAGGAGGAUAAAUGGGAGGUGCACAGCACGGCGGGCUUCGCGUCCAAGAGAAAGUGCGGGCUGCUCCCCGCCCGGUGUGCCAGGAGCGCCCUGCUGCUCCUGAACCCAGCGCGGUCCACGAUGAGGCGCCGCCGCCGCGGCGCGCGGCGCCUCCUGUCCGGCUGCGGCAGCAGCCGGCGCGAGACGAACCCGCUCCUGCCGCGGAUCGGGCAUCAGCACCCUGAUCACGACGCUGGCACGGUCACGCGAAGCAGCUGGGAGGAGGUGUACAUCAGCUCACUCCGGCGAUCGGACCGAGGCGCCGUCCAUCCCAAGGCCACCCAUCUCGGCUUGCUCCUGGUCCUCGACAGGGCCGACGGCGGUGCGGCCUCGCCGCUGCCGCCUCCCAAUCCCAAGUGCGGCAGACCGCCGACGGCGAAGGCGAACGUCCGCGGGCUCAACGCCGUCGGCCAGGGCUUCCCACCGCCGCUACCUCCCUCGCAGGAGAGGACCGUGGCUCGCCGUGACGACAAGAUGGUGCUCGCAUUGCCGUCGCCCAAGACGCCGUCGGAGUCGUGGCUCUCGCGUACGCUGCCGACCGUGUCGUCGAACAGGCUGCCGGCCACUUCGUUCAUGGGGCUCCACGUGCAGCAGCUCAGGAAUCAGCGCGCUGCGUCUCGCUGGUGCUCCAGCGAUCAGGCCAAGGUUGUCGAUCAUGGCGCCAGGGGCGGGCCACGGCAGAUACGAAUAUAUGAUCUGCACAAGUGACAGUCUAGCUAGGUAGUUUUUCUACGAGCACUGGAGUUGUCCAUGUCUGGUUAUGUGUUCCUCUACAGGUCAAAACCAUAAUGCUCAUUCCCUCAACAAAAAACCAUAAUGCCCAUCUGGUUUACAUACUUCUAGUAGUACAUCCUAGCAGGUGCUAUGUGGAUCGUGUUGAUAUUGCUCAAGUAACUGAAGCUUUAGCAGCUCUAAGACAUGCUCUGCGUACGAAGGG
Molecule: messenger RNA, 1575 nt
Organism: Triticum aestivum (bread wheat)
Lineage: Eukaryota; Viridiplantae; Streptophyta; Magnoliopsida; Poales; Poaceae
Exons: 2
Coding region: 84-1346 (420 amino acids)
Source: RefSeq, a predicted model, not a curated record